AUGGCAGCAAAAUCUUUGGGCUUCGCUGUGUCUGUGAGUCACCUCCUCGGUUCCAAGUCGCCACCUAAGCUUUGCGUCUUUACUAUAUCAGAUGUUUUGCCAAUGGGGCUUGAAGAAAUUGAUCAAGCAAAGUCCUUUGGUGCAGCAGGAACCCAAGUGGGUGAAGUUGUUUUUAAUACAUCAUUGACUGGGUAUCAAGAAAUUCUAACAUAUCCUAGUUAUGCUGGUCAAUUUGUGCUGAUGACAAACCCGCAUAUUGGUAACACUGGUGUAAAUUUGGAUGAUGAGGAAUCAAGACAGUGCUUCCUUGCUGGUCUAGUAAUUAGAAGUUUGAGUAUCAGUACCUCAAGCUGGAGAAGUGUAGAAACACUAGGUGAUUACUUAGCAGAAAGAAAUAUCAUGGGAAUUUAUGAUGUUGACACACGAGCAAUCACACGCAGAUUACGGCGAGAUGGCAGCCUCAUUGGUGUGUUAAGUACUGACAAUUCUGUAACAGAUGAGGAACUACUUAAGAUGUCUCAUUCUUGGGACAUUGUUGGUAUUGAUUUAAUUAGUGGAGUGUCAUGUCGAGCUGUGCAUGAAUGGGUUGAUAAAACUAAGCAAGAAUGGGAUUUUAGUUCUAGGGGGAGUGAGGAGAUUUUCCAUGUUGUGGCGUAUGAUUUUGGAAUCAAGCAUAAUAUACUUAGGCGCUUGGCGUCUUAUGGCUGUAAAAUCACUGUUGUACCAUCUACGUGGCCAGCAACAGAAACCUUGAAGAUGAAUCCAGAUGGGGUGCUAUUUAGCAAUGGCCCUGGAGAUCCAUCUGCUAUUCCUUAUGCCAUUGAGACAGUAAAGAAAAUUCUGGGAAAGGUGCCUGUUUUUGGAAUUUGCAUGGGCCAUCAAUUGCUGGGUCAGGCUUUAGGAGGCAACACCUUUAAGAUGAAAUUUGGUCAUCAUGGAGGAAAUCAUCCGGUUCGUAACCUUCGAACAGGCCAUGUUGAAAUUAGUGCUCAGAACCACAACUAUGCGGUCGACCCUGCCACGCUGCCAAAAGGAGUGGAGGUUACACAUAUCAAUCUUAAUGAUGGAAGUUGUGCUGGCCUUGCUUUCCCUGCUCAAAGAAUAAUGUCUCUUCAAUACCAUCCCGAAGCCUCCCCAGGACCUCAUGAUUCUGAUUACGCUUUUAGGGAGUUUGUAGAAUUAAUGGAGCAGCAGAAAAGCAAGAAACCUGAACCCAGAUUAUCAACAGUGUCUGACGCAUAA
This is a messenger RNA of Sphenostylis stenocarpa, 1242 nucleotides long. The record is from the annotation of a GenBank genome assembly. Lineage: Eukaryota; Viridiplantae; Streptophyta; Magnoliopsida; Fabales; Fabaceae.